This is a messenger RNA of Babjeviella inositovora NRRL Y-12698, 1686 nucleotides long. RefSeq lists its product as uncharacterized. Bases 124 to 1686 code for a protein of 520 amino acids. The record is from RefSeq and is a predicted model, not a curated record. The transcript has 2 exons. NCBI's taxonomy places the organism in Eukaryota, Fungi, Ascomycota, Pichiomycetes, Serinales.
UGUUAUCCGCCGGAAUUUUUCCAGAAUUCGUUAGUUUUCUAUUUAGUUUUAUUUUUACAAAUUCCCAUCCCAAUUAACUUUACCCUUCAAAGUGACCAGUUUUCCCUGCAAGGGUUAUUCUCAAUGGCCGUCCAAGUACACGAAAUCGAACAAUUUCACGAAUCGGUGGAAUCCUUUGAGGAAAAUCCGUCCUCAUCUGAAGCAGUUAAAGGAUUUGAGCUUGACCAACCAAAAAAAUUCUUUAACUUGAGGUCUGCAUCCAGUGGAUUGCCGGCGUCAGAUAGUCCAAGCGCCGAAGAAGCCUCUGGGGUGAUUGGCCCUGCUUAUUUUGGGGAAAGCUCAUCAAAUGCCCUCACAGGAGCAACUGCAUACAGUGCGAUCUUACAGGAGAGGUUGCCUGGUUUGUUCUCCGAAGAAAAGCUUGCCUCCCAAAUAUCCGCGGAGCCGACAGCAGUGUCCAAAACCGACCCCUCAGGGAUUUAUACCCCCUUUGUUCCUUCAUCCGCCGCCCCACAAGAGCUGUUCCUCUUCGAUUCCGAGAUCAUUCCUCUGAAUCGGCCCGUUCUCAUUGGCCCCUCCGAGGGCGAUUUAAUAGUCCUAACCCAACUAUUAUACGAAUGCGACAAGUUGGUUAUCCUCAUUUCUCAAAAAUUGACAGGAUUUUUAUCCCGAGUUCUCCGAAGAAACCAGUUGGCCUUGCUAAGCAGUAACUACAGACAGAAAUCGUUCCACUUCAAGUCCAAGAUGGAGAAGGAUCCCGAGGAGAACCACUCUGAGUUCAGAGUAGACUGCAAGUCUAUUCUUUCCGAAUUAAAUCAUAUCCAAAAAUGCUCCUUUAAGAAAUUUGACAAGGUAUGGAAGACAAUCACUGUUUCAGAAACGAGUAGGCAAUUUUACAAUGAAGUAACCAAUGAUUUGAUUAUAGUGGUGAAGAACAUUCCAACAUUGUUAGAGAACCUAGAGACAUACCCCGAUUACAGUGUAUUCUUGACGGAAAUGCUAAUCUCGUCGAACGCCUAUAAACGGGAAAUAUUAGGCUUUAUCAUGGGAACAGAGUCCCAUCUAGAGGAAUUUGCGGCAAAGAACUUUACACAGUAUCUCAGCUUCAAUGACUCUGUGAAGAGUAUCAAGCAAGCCCUCGAUCAACUAAACGACCGCGUCGGCAUAGCUGAAAAAAUGUUUGACUCUUUCAACAAUCUAUCAUUUGAUAUAGCGCAUUACGUGGAGUAUCUGAAGCACUCAGAAGAAUACAAGGCAACAUUCCAGCAGCCAUACUUAGCUCCAGCCUCUACCAGAUUACACAAGUCCCUUUCGGUGAUUGUUAAGUACGUCCAGCAGCUCGAAUUCAUGGCAUUCAACAUCGCCAGGGGGUGCUACGAUGAUAUUGGUCGAGUAACUAUAGGAGACAGGUACAACCGCGUCACGGACGGGAAAAAGGUGUACAAAACGGUGGAGAAGAAAGACGGCUUCAGGGAGUACAGAACCGCUGUUUUCACCAUUGCCAAGCUUUCUACCCAAGUGAAGCCGCGAAUUGAAUACUUGGGAGGGGUUUUGAAGAUAUUGGAGACUUUGUCAAGCGCUGAUACCCCGUACUACGAGAUGCACUGGAUAAUGAACUUUACAAUCCCCUUGGCCAUAGGUGAUUUUGCCUUGGCACGGAAUACCUUUAAAGGGUUGACUAUUUGA